CAAAACACGGGUGGUCGGUGCACACAGCAGGGACAGUUCAAAACACGGGUGGUCAGUGAACACAGCAGGGGCAGUUCAGAACACGGGUGGUCGGUGCACACAGCAGGAACAGUUCAGAACACGGGUGGUCGAUGCACACAGCAGAAACAGUUCAGGACACGGGGAAGGUCGGUGCGCUCAACAGGGACAGUUAAGGACACGGGUAGUCUGGGCGCACAACAGGGACAGUUCAGGACACAGACGCUCAGGAGGCUUUCAGGGACCCUCACAGCAGCCGCCUCCUCCAGGGGCCUAGCGAUCAGCAGCAAGGGCCCUCACGGCGGCCGGCUCCUCCAGGGGCCCAGCGACCAGCAUGCAGGGGCCCUCCCAGCGGCCAGUUUCUCCAGGGGCCCAGCG
Messenger RNA from Staurois parvus, 396 nucleotides. Lineage: Eukaryota; Metazoa; Chordata; Amphibia; Anura; Ranidae. The record is from the annotation of a GenBank genome assembly.